Gavia stellata (red-throated loon) is the source of this 867-nucleotide messenger RNA. It is a transcript of the gene MYOZ1, whose product is annotated as myozenin 1. Gene Ontology annotation, cellular component: actin cytoskeleton; Z disc. The coding region runs from base 1 to 867 and encodes 288 amino acids. NCBI's taxonomy places the organism in Eukaryota, Metazoa, Chordata, Aves, Gaviiformes, Gaviidae. The record is from RefSeq and is a predicted model, not a curated record. Gene Ontology annotation, molecular function: actin binding; FATZ binding; telethonin binding. The transcript has 5 exons.
AUGCCCCUUGCAGGGACUCCUGCUCCUGUUAAAAGGAAAAAGUCCACUAAACUCAUUGGGAAGCUGACACACGAAGUCAUGCCACAAGAGGUGUCCAAGCUGAACCUGGGGAAGAAGAUCAGCAUCCCCAGAGAUGUGAUGCUAGAAGAGCUUUCUCUCCUCACUAACAAAGGAUCCAAGAUGUUCAAAUUACGUCAGCUGAGGGUGGAGAAGUUCAUUUAUGAGAAUAACCCUGAUGCCUUCAUCGACAAUUCUGUGGAUCAUUUCCAGAAGUUCAUCCCACCAGGAGGGCAUUACGGGGAAGAUGCUCAUGGCUAUGCCCAUGGGCGGAUGGUAGGAGGAGUGACAGCUGGGCAGCAUGGCUCCAGUAAGCAGCAGUAUCCCACUGUGCCUGGAAGCAAAGGAGGCCCUAGGGACAGCGAAGGGGAGCAUGCGACUGGAAGUGGUGGAGAAGGAGGGGAUGGUACUGAGAAAGAUGGAAAGUCAGGAGGCAAGAAAAUCACUGUAUUUAAAACUUACAUCUCCCCCUGGGAACGAGCAAUGGGUAUCAGCCCUGAGGACAAAAGUCAGUUCACCAUUGACUUGCUGUCAUACAGUCCCAAAGCUGAUUUCCCCCAUUACAAGUCUUUUAACCGGACUGCCAUGCCUUACGGGGGUUAUGAGAAAGCAGCCAAACGGAUGACCUUCAAAGUGCCUCAGUUUGAUAUUUGCCCUUUGCUUCCAGAAUCUCUCAUGAUAUAUAAUCAAAAUUUCAGCAACAGACCCUCUUUCAACAGAACCCCAAUACCUUGGAUGCCUUCAGGAGACUCCUCCGAGUACCAUACUGAGGUCAAUGUGCCAAGGAGUGGUGAAACAGAAGAGCUGUAA